Molecule: messenger RNA, 3114 nt
Organism: Triticum urartu
Lineage: Eukaryota; Viridiplantae; Streptophyta; Magnoliopsida; Poales; Poaceae
Biological process (GO): exocytosis
Cellular component (GO): exocyst
Molecular function (GO): phosphatidylinositol-4,5-bisphosphate binding
Source: RefSeq, a predicted model, not a curated record
GCCACACCGCGAGCGCCUCGCCGGCCUCCUCCCGUGGCAUCUUCGUCGCCCCCACUCCUCGCCCUGCUGCGCCCGGCGUCGACUCGCCAUGGCCUCGCCGCUCCCAGCCGCGCCCCGCUGCUGUCGCGCCCACCCGUGCCCGUCCUCAACUCGCCAUGGCCUCGCCUCGCCGUGCUCAGCUGCGCCCGGCCGCGUCCAUCCUCGAUUCGCCUUGCCCCAGCCGCGCCCGACCCCACCGCGACUGGCCGGCACUCGCCGCACCCACGCUGCCGCCCCUGCGCUCCUGAGUCCUGAUCGGCGACGAGCCACAAGCAGCCGCAGCUGGCCGCGAGGGUGCGUGCAGGUGCUGUUGCCGCGCGCAUGCGCUAACUAGGUGCAGUUGGCCGUGCAUGCAUGCAAUGCUGCCCGCCGCGGGCGUGCUAGCUAGCUAGCUAGCCGCCGCCGCUGGCCGUGCAUGCAUGCUGGUGCUACCGCGCCCGGUUGCUAGCUAGCUAGCUAGCCGCGGCCAGCCGCACGCGGCACUCGGAGCACAGGCGGGCGUGAUCCGAAGCGUGCAACAUGGAGCACAUGCAGGCGCGGGGACGGAGUGAGCUGCGGGGCGGAGGGUGGGGCUUGCGCGGCGAGCGGCGGCCGGGAGCUCGCGAGCGAGGCGGCGGCGGCGAGCUCGCGGGAGCGGUGCGAGUUGGCGUGGGAGCACGCCCACCAGGUGUUCGAUUGAAUGCCGACGCGGACAUGCAAAAAAUACGCCUGCCUCCCGUUGGACGCAUCAGCCGACUUAAACGAAAAAAUGGACGCGGACACGCAGACAGGCGACCCAUACAGACAGGCGACCCAUACGGAUAAAAUCGGUGUUCGUUUGGGUCUUUCAUUGGAGUUGCUCUCACUACGAAUACUACUAAUAGUAACAAUUUGAAGUAGGUGAUUGAAAUGACCAGUGCAAACAUUCCAUAGUAUUGAGAAGGCGUUUGCAUACCAAUCAAACCUUUUUUAAACCUCGCUUUAGAGGAGAUUUUCCUUUUCAUUUGGCGAGCAGCUAGAGAGAAGAUAGGGUCACAUCGCAUCAGCUGUCGCUCUCAUCGCUACCGCCGUCAUUUCAGCCAAAAAUUAAGAGCACCAAGCAACGCCUUUGCAAAAACGGCCAAAGCUUCUCCGUCCGUCCCCGCGUUCCUUCACAGUGGCAAUUCGCCCCUUUCCCCGGAACUUCUCCUAGCCCCAGCAGCGUCGCCGGCGGCGGCCAUGCCUGAAUUUGUGUACGCCAACCUGUCUUGCAUUCCGAAUCUCGAUUGCGCCUCGGCCCCGCCGCCGCGCCCUUUGUGCGCCUCCGCGGCGGCCUACCUUGCCCUCCACCUCGCCGCGCCGGUGGCCUUCGUCGUCGUCUGGUGGCUCUGGAGGAAUCUCGUGCCUCUGGAGGGGUUCGCGGGUGGUGGAGACGGCCGCCGCCUCCCGGAGCAGCAGCCGCCCCGCACCCACACCUUGGUGGAAGCGGACAAGGUCGCAGUCGCCGCCGCCGCCGCCCGCGGCUUCUUCGAACAGGAAGGCAACACCCGUCCAAUCCUCCUCCGUCGCAGGGCGCCCCACGCCGGCGCCGACGGGUACUUCCGGUACCCGCAAAUCCACUGCCUCGAAGCAGUUCCUCAAGUCCGCCUCAUCGAUGCCGAAUUCAUGGAGGAGAUGACGCGGGGGCGGCGUCACGCCGUCGGCAUGCUCAGGCAAGCCGCGAUCCACUACCACGACCCCAUCCGCAGAUUGUCCAAUCUCGAUGGAAACCCAUCAGUUUUCCAGGGAGAUCCUUGUGUGUUGGCCACAGAAUCAACUGAUAUUGUUAUCAAGCUAAAAGUUGCUACUGCACUUGUCUGCUUCAUAUGGCGAGAAUUGAAUGGGCAAAGUCAGCAAUUAUGUCAAGAAGUAAAAGAAGAGUGCUUUUCAUUGGUUGCUGGGCAAUCUGUUGAGAAGCUCCUUGAGGUAGCACGUUCAUUCAGCGAGGCAAGUUGGUGCGCUUGCCAUGUUAAGGAAGUGCUGACUACCGUUGACGCACUCGUUGAUGUCCUGUACAAUUUACAGGGCUUACCUUUGAACAGAUCUGGUGAGAUUGCUGUUAUGUCGUGUAAGAUGGUGGCUAAUUUAAGCGGAUUACUUGAUCAGGCUGCAAGUGGCAUCGAUAACAGUGAAGAAUCUACCAUUCAUCCAGCAACUGUUGUUUUCAAUCAAGUCCUGGAGUUUCUCGACAGCAACACAGAUAUGGUGCAGUUAAUACUUGCUACUGGAGAUUGCACCGUUGAUCCUUACUCUCACGUGUUUGAUUGCUGGGUAUCCAAGCUGGAGGAAGAUGCAAAAAAGAUGUGCCAAGCUGAAAAGGAUCGAGAAUACAUAAUCCUCUUGAAUAAUGCGUGUGAUGUUUGGCAGAUGAUGCGCCAUCCAGGAGCAUCCUUUUGGAAUGUAGAACUGGUGAGCAGGCUCAUUUGUAUGAUCCAGAGAUACAGAAGGGGCUACUUUGAGGAAUGUUGGGUUCCACUUGUGCUGUCAUUACUGAAGGAAGAUUAUCCGAAGAACCCGCGCAGUUCAUCCUUGGCUGAAUUUACUCAAGGAUUUGUCAGUAUCUGCCAACGCCAGAUGACCUGGAAGGUUGUACCUAGUCUUAAGUACGAACUGCGAGACGAGAUAAAGAAUCUAGUUGUUACACCAUACAAGGCCUUCCUGCAUGCACUGCAGGGGAAUCGGAGAGGACUUUCAUUGAAGCGAUUGAUGUCACGAAGGAGGAGUCAGAAUGAGUAUACUGCUGAGCAGUUGGAAAACAAGAUUGGUGAGUUUUUUGAAAGCUGAAAAGACACCUAAACUACAAUGCAUAGUUAUUUUACCUGUAUACUGUGUAUCACCCUUGGAUGGGUGUUUUUGUUGUUUUUGUGUGUAUGCCCCAUUAGGCGAUAGCGGCACAGGAAGUCUAUUCUCUAACAGAGACAAUGCUGAGUGUACACAACAUUGCGUUCGAAGAGUUCACGAAGUGCAUAUAAUAUCUUGAUUCUUCUUUGAUGUAUGUAUAUGUAUGUUCAGUUAUAUAGAAUUGUAACAGUACCCUACAUUGAGUAAACAGAAACUCACCAGUUCUGUUUCAGCUUC